This is a messenger RNA of Schistocerca serialis cubense, 897 nucleotides long. RefSeq names its product dipeptidyl peptidase 1-like. NCBI's taxonomy places the organism in Eukaryota, Metazoa, Arthropoda, Insecta, Orthoptera, Acrididae. The record is from RefSeq and is a predicted model, not a curated record. The coding region runs from base 1 to 897 and encodes 298 amino acids. The transcript is spliced from 6 exons. Gene Ontology annotation, molecular function: cysteine-type endopeptidase activity. Gene Ontology annotation, cellular component: lysosome.
AUGACGAAGGAGUACCAACAGAAAAUCGUCAGAGAAAUCAAUAGCAAGCAGAAUUCGUGGAGGGCUAAAUCGUACGAGCAGUUCAAUGGAAAAACGGCAGAGGAAAUGUUCCGACUGUCUGGAGGUCGCAGGGAUAUCCCGGUGGAGAAACCACAGCCGGCUGCAGUGACGGAGGAACAGAGAAAGCGAGCGUCCCUGCUGCCCCGCCACUGGGAUUGGCGAAACGUCGACGGUGUCAACUACGUGUCGCCCGUGAGGAAUCAGCUAUCUUGCGGGGCCUGCUACGCAUUCGCUGUGAUGGGGAUGUUGGAGUCGCGACUUCGCAUCCGCACCAACAACACCUACCAGCCCGUGUUGUCUGUCCAGGACGCCAUAGACUGCAGCGACCUGGUAGGAGGGUGUAACGGCGGCUACGCUUACCAGCUAAGUCGCUACGCGUUGGAACAGGGCGUCGUAGAAGAACAGUGCAGACCCUACAAUGCCAGUAAUGGCCAGUGUAUGGCCAACACGUGCGACCGCAUUUACGUGUCGGACUACUCGUUCGUGGGUGGUUACUAUGGAGCCUGUAACGAAGUGCUGAUGCAGGAGGCGCUGGUGAACAAUGGACCUAUUGCAGUGGGAAUGGUGGCCUCCUCCUAUUCGUUUCCGAUGUACUCCGGCGGCAUCUACCGCGACCUCGAGAUAUCAGCCAGGAGCGAUUUUUAUCCCUAUGAGUACACAGACCACGCAGUGGUCAUCGUGGGCUACGGCGAGGACGCCGACUCUGGGGAGAAGUACUGGAUCGUGAAGAACAGCUGGGGUGAUGCGUGGGGAGAGGACGGCUACUUCCGCAUCCGCAGGGGCACCAACGAGGCCAGCAUCGAGAGCGACGCCUUUGAGGCUUCACCUAUACCUUGA